Messenger RNA from Platichthys flesus (European flounder), 813 nucleotides. RefSeq names its product gamma-crystallin N-A. Gene Ontology annotation, molecular function: structural constituent of eye lens. The transcript has 4 exons. The coding region runs from base 155 to 706 and encodes 183 amino acids. Lineage: Eukaryota; Metazoa; Chordata; Actinopteri; Pleuronectiformes; Pleuronectidae. The record is from RefSeq and is a predicted model, not a curated record. Gene Ontology annotation, biological process: lens development in camera-type eye; visual perception.
UGGCAAAACGUCUAAACCCCCCAUUGUUGCGCUUUUGUUGCGGCGGCCUCGCGAUACCACCGCGCUCCGGGUCGCCCAUAUAUAUCUGGGUGUCCAAUUUUUUUUUUCUAUUCUUAUACUGUGUGACUUGUUUGGAAGAGCUAUCAGGGGGAAAAUGUCUCAGUACUCAGGAAAGAUCGUGUUCUACGAGGGGAAAUGUUUCACCGGGCGGAAACUGGAGGUCUGCGGGGACUGCGACAACUUCCAGGACCGAGGCUUCAUGAACAGGGUGAACUCUGUCCGUGUGGAGAGCGGGGCCUUCAUCUGCUUUGACCACCCGGACUUCAAGGGUCAGCAGUACAUCCUGGAGCACGGAGAGUACCCGGAGUUCCAGCGCUGGAAUGCCCACAACGAUCACAUGGGCUCCUGCAAGCCAAUCAGGAUGCACGGAGAGCACUACAGGAUGGAGCUGUUCGAUGGAGACAACUUCGGUGGCCAGUGCGUGGAGCUGUGCGAGGACUGUCCAUUUCUGCAGGCGCGAGGCCUGAGCAAGAAGUGCAUCAACUCUCUGAAGGUCUACGGAGACGGAGCCUGGGUGCUGUACGAGGAGCCCAACUACCGCGGCCGCAUGUACAUCGUGGAGCGAGGAAACUACUGCACCCACAUGGAGUGGCAGGCGGAGAACCCCAACAUCCAGUCUCUCCGCAGGGUGGCCAACUACUUCUGAAACCUUCCCCCCGUCACACGACCACGUGACCGGAGGACACACACUGUCACUAACUCCCCCUGACUCUGUGGGGCUGGAAAAUAAUAAAAAAGAUGGAAGAAAAUGUU